ACUCAGUUCUCAUUUCAAUAUCAGACUUGCAAGUGCAAGUGCAAUACGUGCUGAUUUCAAUUAAAAACAAAAUUAAAUAUAUAUUAUAAGAAUUCCUUAAAUUGCAAUCAACAAAAUGAGUGUUCAGGCACUCCAUAAAACAACAACAAUGACUGUGCGAGUUUCGUUUGUGAUAUUGUUUUGUACAUUGCUCCUCGACAACAGUUCAGCAGCUUCCUUUGAACAGGAGGUACUCAAGGCCCACAAUGAAUACAGAGCUCGACACGGUGCAGCUCCCUUGGUGUUAAAUUCCCAACUGUCUCAACUAGCUACUCAAUGGGCGAAGUAUCUGAUGUCCAACAAUCGCAUGGAGCAUCGUCAGAAUAAUAAUUAUGGCGAGAACAUCUAUUGGGCAUCUGGUGGAAAUCUUGGCGGUGCCGAUGCUGUUAGAUCCUGGUACAAUGAAAUCAAACAAUAUAACUGGCGUAGUCCUUCGUUUCAAUCCAACACUGGCCACUUUACCCAAGUCGUUUGGAAGGGUUCCCAGAAAUUAGGCGUGGGAUUUGCAAAACGUGGAGACACCAUAUUUGUAGUGUGCAACUACGAUCCUCCAGGCAAUUACAUGAACCAGUUUCAGAGUAACGUUAGUCCACAAUAAUAAUACUGUGACAGCAACUCUUCCUUCAAGACAUCCCAUUUAAAAUAGUUUUUUAGAGUACUUCAAUAGUAG
This is a messenger RNA of Drosophila albomicans, 709 nucleotides long. Its product is annotated as Golgi-associated plant pathogenesis-related protein 1. The record is from RefSeq and is a predicted model, not a curated record. Bases 116 to 637 code for a protein of 173 amino acids. NCBI's taxonomy places the organism in Eukaryota, Metazoa, Arthropoda, Insecta, Diptera, Drosophilidae. Gene Ontology annotation, cellular component: extracellular region. The transcript is spliced from 5 exons.